GUCAGUCGGUGUUUGUGAGGGGAAGUGUGGCCGCGGUUGUGGUGUGCUGUUCGGGAGCUCUCCGGACAGCGCUGUCGCCAUCAUGUCGCGGGGGUCUAUUGAGAUUCCUCUCCGGGACACCGAUGAGGUUAUUGAGCUUGACUUCGAUCAGUUACCUGAGGGUGAUGAAGUUAUAAGUAUACUGAAACAGGAACACACACAACUGCACAUAUGGAUUGCCUUAGCGCUGGAAUACUACAAACAAGGAAAAACAGAAGACUUUGUGAAGCUGUUGGAGGCUGCACGCAUAGAUGGUAACUUGGACUACAGAGACCAUGAAAAAGAUCAGAUGACAUGUCUGGAUACGCUGGCAGCAUACUAUGUACAGCAGGCUCGAAAAGAGAAGAAUAAAGAUAACAAGAAGGAGCUCAUUACUCAAGCUACUUUGCUGUAUACUAUGGCUGACAAAAUUAUCAUGUAUGAUCAGAAUCACUUGUUGGGAAGAGCCUGCUUUUGUCUGCUUGAAGGUGAUAAGAUGGAUCAAGCUGAUGCACAAUUCCACUUCGUGCUCAACCAGUCUCCAAAUAAUAUUCCUGCCCUUCUUGGUAAAGCAUGCAUUUCUUUCAACAAGAAAGAUUAUAGAGGAGCCCUGGCCUACUACAAGAAAGCACUGCGUACCAAUCCAGGUUGCCCAGCUGAGGUUCGAUUAGGUAUGGGCCACUGCUUCGUGAAGCUGAACAAGUUGGAAAAAGCUCGCUUAGCGUUCAGCAGGGCUCUGGAACUAAAUUCAAAAUGCGUAGGGGCUUUGGUUGGACUGGCUGUUCUGGAACUCAAUAAUAAAGAGGCUGAUUCCAUCAAGAAUGGUGUUCAGCUGCUCUCUAGAGCUUACACAAUUGAUCCCAGUAAUCCUAUGGUAUUGAAUCACUUGGCUAAUCACUUCUUCUUCAAGAAGGAUUAUGGUAAAGUGCAACAUUUGGCUCUUCAUGCUUUCCAUAACACAGAAGUUGAAGCAAUGCAAGCAGAGAGUUGUUACCAGCUGGCUAGAUCUUUUCAUGUACAGGAAGAUUACGAUCAAGCUUUCCAGUAUUAUUACCAGGCCACUCAGUUUGCCUCAUCUUCUUUUGUACUUCCUUUUUUUGGAUUGGGUCAAAUGUACAUUUAUCGAGGGGACAAAGAGAACGCAUCACAAUGCUUUGAAAAAGUUUUGAAAGCUUAUCCUAACAAUUAUGAGACUAUGAAAAUCCUUGGAUCACUUUAUGCGGCUUCAGAAGACCAGGAGAAACGGGAUAUUGCAAAGGGACAUCUAAAGAAAGUCACAGAACAAUAUCCUGAUGACGUAGAGGCGUGGAUUGAGCUAGCCCAAAUUCUAGAACAGACUGAUAUUCAGGGUGCACUGUCAGCCUAUGGUACAGCUACACGCAUUCUGCAAGAGAAAGUACAGGCUGAUGUCCCACCAGAGAUUUUGAAUAAUGUGGGUGCUCUGCACUUCAGGCUGGGAAACCUAGGAGAAGCCAAGAAAUAUUUUUUGGCAUCACUGGAUCGUGCGAAAGCAGAAGCUGAACACGAUGAGCAUUAUUACAAUGCUAUCUCGGUAACAACGUCCUAUAACCUUGCCAGACUAUAUGAGGCGAUGUGUGAAUUUCAUGAAGCGGAAAAGCUGUAUAAAAACAUUUUAAGAGAGCAUCCUAAUUACGUUGAUUGCUACUUGCGCUUGGGAGCUAUGGCUAGGGAUAAAGGAAAUUUUUAUGAGGCUUCUGACUGGUUUAAGGAAGCACUUCAAAUAAAUCAGGAUCAUCCAGAUGCUUGGUCUCUGAUUGGCAAUCUUCAUUUGGCUAAACAAGAGUGGGGUCCAGGACAGAAGAAAUUCGAAAGAAUAUUGAAACAACCCUCCACACAAAAUGAUACUUAUUCCAUGCUGGCUCUUGGCAAUGUCUGGUUGCAGACUCUACAUCAACCCACAAGAGACCGAGAAAAGGAGAAGCGUCAUCAAGACCGUGCAUUAGCGAUCUACAAGCAAGUACUCAGAAAUGAUCCAAAGAACUUGUAUGCUGCUAAUGGCAUAGGAGCUGUCUUGGCGCAUAAAGGAUAUUUCCGUGAAGCUCGUGAUGUUUUUGCCCAAGUGAGAGAGGCAACAGCAGAUAUCAGUGAUGUGUGGCUGAAUUUGGCACAUAUCUACGUAGAACAGAAACAGUACAUCAGUGCUGUGCAGAUGUAUGAAAACUGCCUCAGAAAGUUCUAUAAGCAUCAAAAUACUGAAGUAUUGUUAUAUUUGGCCCGUGCACUCUUCAAAUGUGGCAAAUUACAGGAAUGCAAGCAAACUUUGUUAAAGGCCAGGCACGUCGCACCAAGUGAUACAGUCCUUAUGUUUAAUGUGGCUUUAGUGCUACAAAGACUAGCUACCUCUGUCCUGAAAGAUGAAAAAAGCAAUCUCAAGGAGGUACUUAAUGCUGUGAAAGAACUGGAGCUAGCCCACAGGUACUUCAGUUACUUGAGUAAAGUAGGUGAUAAGAUGAGAUUUGACUUGGCACUUGCUGCUACAGAAGCCAGGCAAUGCUCUGACUUACUGAGUCAAGCCCAGUAUCAUGUGGCUCGGGCACGCAAGCAGGAUGAAGAAGAGAGGGAGCUGCGUGCAAAGCAAGAGCAAGAAAAGGAGCUGCUUCGCCAAAAACUACUUAAAGAACAGGAAGAGAAGCGCCUAAGAGAAAAAGAAGAACAGAAAAAACUUCUGGAACAAAGAGCUCAAUAUGUGGAGAAGACGAAGAAUAUUCUGAUGUUCACUGGUGAAGUAGAAGGAUCAAAGGAGAAAAAACGUGGUGGUGGUGGAGGCAGGCGGUCCAAAAAAGGAGCAGGGGAAUUUGAUGAAUUUGUCAACGAUGACAGUGAUGAAGAUCUGCCUGUGUCUAGAAAGAAAAAGAAGAGGAAGGGCAGUGGCAGUGAGCAAGAUGGGGAAGAAGAGGAGGGUGAGAGAAAGAAGAAGAAGAGGAGGAGACCCCAGAAGGCAGAGGAGGGGACUGAUGAUGAAGAACAUGAAAAUGGCCCAAGGCCUAAGAAACGACGUCCACCCAAAGCAGAGAAAAAGAAGGCUCCCAAACCAGAACGUCUGCCUCCUUCAAUGAAAGGAAAGAUCAAAUCAAAAGCCAUCAUUUCGUCAAGUGAUGAUUCUUCUGAUGAGGAUAAACUCAAAAUUGCCGAUGAUGGACAUGCGAGGAACAGCAACAGUGAUUCAGAUGAAGGAGAACGACAGCACAGUAAACGCAUUGUUUCUGAUAGUGAUUCUGAUAACCGAAACAAAUCUGGUAGCGAGGCCGGUAGUCCAAGGAGGUCUGGUGUCCACCAGUCUGAGGAGGAUUCUGACAGUGACAGGUCAGCUAGGAAGAGGAGGCGGUCAGAGUCAGAGCAGUCUGACAAUGAGUCUGUACAGUCAGGGAGAAGUCGUUCUGGUGGUUCGGAAAAUGAAUCUCGCCCAGCUUCUCGCAGUGCUGACUCAGACAAAGACUCCGAGAGAGGAUCUGACAACGAGGGUUCUGGAAGAGGAUCUGGUAACGAAUCUGAACCAGAAGGCUCAAAUGAUGAGGGGUCUGAAGGUGGCUCAGAUGACAGUGAUUAGAUCUAAAUUACAGACCAUCUUUUUUAAAUGUUCAUGUAAAUAGGUUUCAGUUCUAGGGAAAAACCUUUUUGUUUUUUUAUAUUUGAAAACUGUGAUUUAAAAAAACCCCCAAACCUUCACAUUUUAGUAGACUGUUGUCAGACCUUUCUGUGAUUCUAUUAGCAAUUAAUGGAUGUUUCUCUAAGUUGGCUUACAGUGUAUUCUUAAAUUGAAACUUCUGUAGAUGAAGAACAGAAUCCCUGUACUAUAAUCAGCACACCAAGAUGGAAUGCAUGUAGAAACUGUGGAGCAUAAAUCUCUGUUUAGGUGGUGCCAGUGUGGCUAAAACUCUGUGUUCUGUGCUUAUACAUGCAUAGACAGAUCUUAAAAUCCUACCAAAUGGAACAAAGAGCUGUGGAUAUUUCUUUUUCCUCAUUCUGAAUAAAGGUUAGUAGGGAUGUUUAUUUUACUUUCUAUUAAAGAAUACAUUUGCCUUGAUGCAGCUCCUUAUGUUUCCAAGAGUUUGUUCUUUUGUUUUUCUUUUUGUGUUAAAUGGGGUGAUAAGAUGCAGAUAAUAAUGAAGUUUUAUAAAGUAAUGAUGCAGAUGUUGGUGAAAUAUUUAAACUGGUAAAAAAAAAAAAUUAAAAUUAGAGAACUCCAUAUUAUUUGAUAAAGGUAAAGGUGCCAGUGUCACAAUAAACUAUUCCUGCUUAUUUGCUUUGAGUGAUUUAUUUUGCCUCUUGAAAAGUAUAAGUAGAAAAC
Messenger RNA from Dryobates pubescens (Downy woodpecker), 4327 nucleotides. It is a transcript of the gene CTR9, whose product is annotated as CTR9 homolog, Paf1/RNA polymerase II complex component. The record is from RefSeq and is a predicted model, not a curated record. Gene Ontology annotation, molecular function: RNA polymerase II complex binding. Lineage: Eukaryota; Metazoa; Chordata; Aves; Piciformes; Picidae. The transcript is spliced from 25 exons. Gene Ontology annotation, cellular component: Cdc73/Paf1 complex. The coding region runs from base 83 to 3586 and encodes 1167 amino acids. Gene Ontology annotation, biological process: regulation of DNA-templated transcription.